Caenorhabditis elegans is the source of this 495-nucleotide messenger RNA. RefSeq names its product RAB6-interacting golgin (gene C39B10.3). The transcript is spliced from 2 exons. The coding region runs from base 34 to 495 and encodes 153 amino acids. The record is from RefSeq and is marked reviewed. Lineage: Eukaryota; Metazoa; Nematoda; Chromadorea; Rhabditida; Rhabditidae.
UUUGCAGAAUCGCUUGGAAGCAACAAAACUGACAUGAAUGAGAACGAAGAAUACCAACAGCUAUUGGAGACGAAACGGCUCCAAGAUCUUGACCUUCAGCAUCACAGAGCCGAAAUCAGACGCAAUACAGAUGUAAUACAGUCCAUGGAAGAACGCGUCGCCAGACAGGAAGAGAUGCUCACGUUUUUAGUAGAUGCGUCCAAGAAAUACGAUGAGGAACUUGAAGAAAAGCGUGAUGAGAAUAAAAAAGCGACAAAAGAAUACGAGGAGUUGGAAAAAGUGGCCGCUAACUUGAAGGAAAUUAUGAACCCCGGUGCAUUCAUGACUGAGCAUGGGAGUCUUGCAACUUGCAGCUCAGCUACUGAGGUCAAAAAUAUUUCUCAAACCACACCUCAAACGGUAAAUAAGAAGACUGUUACCAGAGGACACAAAAAUAAUCGUACCGGAAAGGAAACAAUUGGAACAAAGCAAACAAAUUCUGUUGAAACAUCAUAG